Molecule: messenger RNA, 1919 nt
Organism: Malaclemys terrapin pileata
Lineage: Eukaryota; Metazoa; Chordata; Testudines; Emydidae
Product: whey acidic protein-like
Exons: 7
Coding region: 34-861 (275 amino acids)
Biological process (GO): antibacterial humoral response; innate immune response
Cellular component (GO): extracellular region
Molecular function (GO): peptidase inhibitor activity
Source: RefSeq, a predicted model, not a curated record
UAUGGGCAUUCACACCUGUCUCCCAACAGCACCAUGAAAUCAGCGGGCAUCUUCCUCCUUGUGGGGCUCCUCACCCUCUGGAUGGUGCUGCCGUCUUGGUCUGGCACAAUCUUACCUGUGCAACAAGUCCCCGGAGUGAAACCUGGGACCUGCCCAGUGGUAUCUAUGAGGUGCAAGAUGCUCAAUCCCCCUAAUCGUUGUCAAUCAGACAGCCAGUGUGCUGGGGCAGAGAAGUGCUGUGAUACCGGCUGUGGAUUGGGCUGUGUUCUAACACAAAAAGCGAAACCUGGGACCUGUCCAUUGAUUGCGAGUACGUGUCGCAUGUUAAAUCCUCCUGAUAAGUGUAAAGAAGACCUUGACUGCACUGGCCCCAUGAAGUGCUGCAUGUCCGUCUGUGGGAAGGAGUGCCUUCAGCCCAACCAAGUUACAGCAAAACCUGGGACCUGUCCAUUGAUUGUGAGUAGGUGUCGCAUGAUAAACCCUCCUGAUAAGUGUAAGGAAGACCAUGACUGCACCGGCCCCAUGAAGUGCUGCAUGUCCUUCUGUGGAAAGGAGUGCCUUCAGCCCAACCAAGAGAAAUCUGGGACCUGCCCAGUGGUUCCUUUCAGGUGCAAGAUGCUCAAUCCCCCUAAUCGUUGUCAAUCAGACAGCCAGUGUGUUGGGGAAGAGAAGUGCUGUGACACCGGCUGUGGAUUGGGCUGUGUUCAGCAAGAGAAACCCGGGACUUGCCCAGUGGUUACUGUCCGGUGUCUUAUGAUAAAUCCUCCCAACCGUUGUAAUUCUGACCACCAAUGUCCAGGGCCAAAGAAAUGCUGUGAAACUAGCUGUGGGAGAGCUUGCAUCCUGCUUCAGAGAGCAUAACUUGCUUCACAAUAGAUCAAGGCAUCCCCAGGAACAGCACUGACACCAGUUCCCUGCAGCCUAACCUCACUGAAUUUCUCCUGGUCCAAAGCAGGAAAUCACUCCACAUAACUCCAGCUUACCUCUCUCUAUAAAACAUUGGAAAGAAUGCCGACUCUAGAUAUUUGAGUCAACACAGAAAAACAGAGACUCCCGUCACUUAAAUGAGAAGGUGAUAAAAGCAAUGAUGCAAUUCCGACAAGAGGGGAUUUUUAGCGAAGUUUCUUACCGGUCACCCUGCAGUCCAGCAUGAAGAUGAUAUACAGUUGCUCUAUUGAUCCAGUCUUGCAGAAAAGUUUACGAAGCAGCAUGACACACAGGUGCUGGAACUAGGGUGCUGCUGCAGCCCCUGGCUUGAAGUGGAUUCCAUUAUCUAUGGGGUUUACAGUUUGAUUCAAUGGCUCUCAGCAGCCCCACUAUAAAAAGCGUUCCAGCACCCCGGUAUGACAGUCCACUUAUCUUUACAAGGAGCAUCCUAUAUCAAAUCUGCAUCUUUAUCAUCCAACUCUAUCUGUGAGAAUAGGUUGAGAGGGAAAAGAAAAGGGAAUUCCAAGUAAUCCAACCCCACCACCAAAAUUACAACAGAACUUUUCCCUUUUUUGGUCAAGAAUGUUUAUGUACAAAAGUUUUUUGUAAUCUAAUACUGUCUGAACGCUCGCAUCUUCUUCCAAACAACUCUAGCUCCAGGCCAUUAACACCAGCCAUUGGGAGGGUAUAUUUAGGCACUUUCCACAUAUUUCUUGUACUGUCACUUGUUACCUCCCUGGGGAAAUUCCUUUGCAGGUUCAGACCCUGCCUAGGCACCAUAGAGAGACCAGGGUGAGCACAGUUCUGUGAUGACCUUGAGAUUUUGUAUCCAUGGUGCUAUUGUAAAUGUUCCUGAAAAGAAACUGGGUGUGGAUCUCAUUGGCUGAGGGCGGGGCCAUCUCUUCCAGUCCUGCUGCCAGAACUCAUUGCCAAUGAGGUUUAAUUAGUUCCACUUGGACACGAUACAAAUAAAGAAUUUCUUUCAUAUCUUA